ACCGUGCUGGGGCGCCCGCCGCGGGCCGCGCUGCCCGGCUGCGCCGCCGGGGUGCGGGCCGGCAGGGCGCCACGGGCCGGCAGGCGCCACGGGCCGGCCCGGCCCCGCACGGCACGGCACGGCUCGGCACAGCGCGGCCUCGCGGGAGGGCGGCUGCGAUCCGCCGCGGCCGGCGAUGGGAGAUGGAAGGAGCCGGCGGUGCGGCAGGAGCACUUGCGCGGGAUAACGAUGUAUCGGCUCAUGCCCAGACUGUUGCCAAGGCCAAAUAUGAAUUUUUAUUUGGUUUGGCAGAAGAGAAGCCUUCAGAAAUGGGUAGUGGCCAUAGAAGCAGCACUUUGCUCCCUCAUACCAUCAUCAAUGAAUUUCCAGAGUAUGGCACCGUAGAGCCAAGUGGAGAUGUGCCGAGGGCUUCAUUGCCACACCAGGGAGAGCCUGUGACAUGCAGCCCUGAAAGAUGGGACGGUCACUCCUGCGUACCCAGCAGGCCCCUUCCUCAGCGUGUGGCUCCUGCAGACAAUUUGAGGCUGGGCACUGAGGCAGCAGAGCUGCACAUCCCUGGAGAAGGUUUGCAGCCUGUAGGUAACCUGCCAGAGAUUAUGAAAAUCUCCCAACGGCUGAAAGCAAUAAAGGCGCAAGAGGAAGAAAAUACUUCUCUUGAUUCAGAGACGCAAAUGGAAAAAAAGAUUGUUACUGGCAGCCAAAAUGUGCAGGCAGCCAGAGAACCAGUUUCAGCAGGCCAAGAAAAACCCUCAGACAUGCCUCUUCCACCUGAACGAACAGCUGAGGAAAAAAUGCAUUUGAUCGUGGACAAAGAUCUGGCUGCAAUAUGGACUGAAGAAAAGCAGUCUGAGUCCUUGCAAGCCGUCAGUAAUAAAGCCGAGGAGGACCACGCAGUACAGGAGACAAGCUGUCAUAGACCAUCUGUGACAAACCUGGAAGCAGCCAGCAGACUGGAAGGGUGGGCGCAUUUUGAGGAGUUUUCAGCAUAUAGUCAAGGCAAAAUGCAAAUGGGUCCUGAGAGGAGGCUCUCUAAAGAGGCAGCUGUGAGCAAACAUGUAGAAUUUCAAGGGGUGGAGAUUUUAUGGCUGCAAAAAGCCGAGGAGCAGAAAAGAAAGAAGCACUCACUGCUGGAGUCUGUGUCUGUGGAGAGGAAGGUAUUCCCCAAAACCUCCAGGCACCCAGUGCCACCAAUGGUCUCCCCAGGCUUGGUCUCCUUGCCAGACAGCGCUUGGAGCGAGGUCUGUGAGGACCCAAGGCUGGGACCCACUGCCUCUGGAGCUACUCCUCUGGAGCUCCUUGGUGAAAGUGGGGAGGGUGUACCUUUUGUGAAGGACAAGAAGAACCACGGCCAGGAGGAGAUGCCCAGAGGCCAGGGCAGGAUGAUGGAGGAGGGGGAAGCAGCCAUGGGAGGAUAUGAAGAUGUCCUCGGACAGAGGCACUCUGAUGUCUCCACUGAUCUGUACAGCUCACAGUUUGAAAACAUCCUGGACAAUGCAUCUUUAUACUACAGCGCGGAGUCGCUGGAGACGUUGUACUCAGAGCCUGAUAGCUUCUUCAGUUUUGAGAUGCCUCUCACUCCCAUGAUCCAGCAGCGCAUGAAGGAGGGUGGCCAGUUCUUAGAUCAGACAUCAGCCUUGGGGCAGCCAGAUGUCCUGCAGCUUCCCCCUGAUGGGGAGGUGAAGGGCUGUGGUGAAGGCAUCGCCAAUGGCUUAAGGGAUGUCAGCGAAACGCUCUUCAGAGGAAACGUCACAGAAGUCCCUCGUUUGGAAAGCAAUGCUGAACUGCAGAACGUGGUGUUAAAUUCCAGUGCUGCCAUGGGGAGCAAUGAACUCCAGGAGAAAGAUGCCACCAGAACCCUUGGCCAUGAUCUCAGCAAUGGCAGCAGCAGCAAUUUGGAAGCAGCCAGGCGCCUGGCUAAGCGCCUCUACCAUCUGGACAGAUUCAAACGCUCUGAUGUGGCAAAGCAUUUGGGUAAAAACAAUGAAUUCAGCAAGCUUGUGGCUGAAGAAUACCUUAAGUUUUUUGACUUCACAGGCAUGACGCUGGACUACUCGCUCAGGAGUUUCUUUAAAGCCUUUUCACUUAUUGGAGAAACUCAGGAACGAGAAAGAGUUUUAAUCCACUUCUCCAGCAGAUACUACCAGUGCAACCCCAACACUAUUUCUUCUCAAGAUGGAGUUCACUGUCUCACGUGUGCCAUGAUGCUGCUGAACACAGACCUGCAUGGCCACAACAUUGGGAAAAAGAUGACCUGCCAAGAGUUCAUUGCUAACCUCCAGGGGAUGAAUGAUGGGAAAGAUUUCCCAAAAGGGCUGUUGAAGGCCCUCUACAAUUCAAUCAAGAAUGAGAAGCUGGAAUGGGCAGUGGAUGAAGAAGAGAAAAAAAAGUCUCACUCAGAUGGUAUGGAUGAAAAGGAUAAUGGGAGCCAGACGAAGGCUGUCAGUCGAAUUGGCAACUCAAAUAACCCAUUCCUGGACAUUCCACAUGACCCCAAUGCUGCUGUGUAUAAAACUGGAUUUCUGGCUCGGAAAAUCCAUGCGGAUAUGGAUGGAAAGAAAACUCCCCGGGGAAAACGAGGCUGGAAAACCUUUUAUGCUGUGCUGAAGGGAACAGUCCUGUACUUGCAGAAGGAUGAAUAUAAGCCAGAAAAGGCUUUGUCGGAGGAAGAUCUGAAGAAUGCAGUCAGUGUGCAUCAUGCGCUGGCAUCCAAAGCAACAGACUAUGAGAAGAAACCCAAUGUCCUCAAGCUUAAAACAGCAGAUUGGAGGGUCCUGCUUUUCCAAGCCCAGAGCCAAGAAGAAAUGCAGACCUGGAUCAACAAGAUUAACUGUGUGGCUGCUGUGUUCUCUGCUCCACCAUUUCCAGCGGCAAUUGGCUCUCAGAAAAAGUUCAGUCGCCCACUUCUGCCAGCCACCACUACAAAACUGUCUCAGGAUGAACAGCUGAAGUCUCAUGAAGCUAAGCUGAAGCAGAUCUCCACUGAGCUCGCUGAACAUCGCUCCUAUCCUCCUGACAAGAAGCUUAAAGGCAAGGAAGUAGAUGAUUACAAACUGAAGGACCACUAUCUGGAGUUUGAGAACAGUGAGUCAAUAUUGCCUGGGUCUGAAGGGAUUGUACUAGGCACUGCCGGGCAAGGAAAAUCCAUAGUCUGGAGAAGAGAAAGAGCAGGAAAGUCAGAAAGACCACCAGAGUAGAUCCUGGGAGCAACACAAGCCUCCAGAACUGAAAAAAAUCGCUAUGAGAUUUAUGUUGGCCUCCUGAAAGAAGGGGUGAAGGAGCUGCUGAGCGGAGGAGAGAAUGACACGCCAGGACUGAAGAAAUCCCACUCAAGUCCCUCAUUGAAUCAGGAGUCUCCAGUUAGUGCCAAGGUGAAACGCAAUGUCUCGGAGAGGAAGGACUACAGGCCAGAGACACCCAGCAUUAAGCAGAAGGUCACUUAGGGCGGAUAUGACAACUAGGGGAACAGCCAUGCAGCAAAGUACCGGUGGUCAGAAUUUUUUCAUUUAAUAACCUGUCAUUCACAAAAAAUAAGUGCAUCUGCCUGAAUGGGGUGUUAGUGACAUUUUCUAUUGUAUAUUUUGCUGUUUCUGUGCAGAUUGUGGGAGAUGUCUUUGCUCCUGCUUUGCUUUGCUUUGUUAAUUUAUCAUUUAGCAAUUGAAGCAUUGGAACUUUUUGUGUUGUUCUGUUUCUAAAGGAGGUGGGGGAGGGCUAGAGUGCUGUGAUGUAUAUUCUCUCUCUUCCCCAUUUUUCUCCUCCCAUCAGCAUGUGGCUUUCAUCUCUCGAGUCACUUGUCACUUUAUUUAUGUGGUGGGUGGGAAAAGUAACUGGACAAAUGCUGCUGUGCUGUGAAUGCAAGUGGUAGCUGUGAAAGAAGCUGUGUGCAAACGGGCAGCUGCAGAAGGCUGGCUAGAGCCUACUGUGCUCGGAACAUCGGUUUCCUGACAAUGCAGAGCAUGUUGCCACUGGUACUUAGCAGCGGGUGCUACAGUAAAUAGUCACUGUUGCUUUGUUGUUAUUGCAUUUAUCCUGGACCCAUGAGCGUGAAGGCAUGAAACCUGGAAACCUCUGGCAAUGCUGGGAUGACAGCAUUGGAAUAAUUUGUUUGUUUUCUUCGAAGCAAAGAGUCUUCUCCUGAGGUAGCAGGCUGGGGAGUAUCCUAACCUGUGCUGUCUCUGCAGUCGGGGAGAUUAGGGAUUAUCCAGUUGGAAUGCCUGCCUGGGCUUUAAAUUUAUUUGCAGAGGAGGCUACUGUAGAUGUCAGCCAUUAGCACUGUAUUUUAAAGACAAAGGGCCUCUGUGUAGUUUUUAACUAUGUGUUCUCACUUAGCUGCUAUAUAGAGCCUUAUGCUAUAUUCUGCCCUGAUGCUCCCCCUUCCAGGAGUUUCCUUGUUGGUAUGCGCAAAUAGGUGUUCGCAAUUUCUCUGAUAGUGACAAAGCAUUUUGCCUAUUCUCUUCAGAAAGGGAUUCUCCAGAGCUCUCAAUUUUCCUGCUUUAGCUCACAUAUAGGUGGAAGAGGCUGGUGCAGAUCAGAGAAGCGGAGAAACAAGUCCUCACUGUGGGCCACGGUUUGUAUGCAGUCCUGGCUACUCAAUGCCUGGAGGCUAGCACGAGGCAGCCUCAGCUUUUGCAGAUACUACACUUCCCCCACAGGGAACCAGCCUGCCUUGCAGCUCCUGCAUGCCCUACCAGGCUUUCAGAGGGCGAGUGCAGGACAGGGAGGCCAUUGUGGGUAGUGCUUUCCAUACCUGAAAGCCCCCUGUUUGUGCCACAAACCCUUGGCUUGGCAAAGCAGUCUUCAGGCACAGGGAAUAGAGACAUGAUGUAGAAAUAAUUUUUGUGCUUCUCAAACCCUCUCACCUGGGCAGAAUUGAGGCUCUGCAGAGAGUACUGCCUCGUCUGUUAACUUGACACCCUGGGUUUUAAUCUCAGGGUUGAUACUGCCCUGCCAGGUAAGCUUGGACAGGUCUCUCCCGUUUUGCCUUGCCCUUCACCUGUGUGCAGUAGUACAACCAAACUGGCCUUUUCUGCAGAGCACAUUGGGAGGUAAUGUUGAUGGCCAGUUGAAAAAUCAUUUGUUGCUGUUAUUUUUGUUGUGCCUGGCACAGGGCAGGCUUUCUGGUGGAUGUAAUUCUUAAUGCAUAAAUAAACUUCAAGAUCAAUGCAAGGACUGUUUAGAAAUGUGCUGGUGUUUCCAGCCCAAGUAGUCGAAGGGCCACACAUCAAAAAAAUUACCACCUGAGUAGCUUUGUGCUCUGCCAGACUUCCCGAAGGGUCCAGGUCAAUUAAUUUAGCUUAUUGAGCUGCCAGUCCGGUGGGCAGGACAGGGAGCAGUCAAAGAGAGAAGGACCUUAACAGGCACUUCAUGAUUUCACUUCCUCACCAAGGACCACCGUGUGACAGCUUUGCCUGUGUUAUGCUCACCCUUGGCUUUAACAAAGAUAUUACCCUUCAAGAUGCUGAGAGGUGUUGGAGCAAAUAGACCCUUGCAAUUGCAGUCCAGCAGCAACACCAGAUGGGACUUUUUCCAUGUGUGAUGUUGUGAUGCUCACACAUGUGGCAUCUGCCACUGAGAGUGGGCACCCUGUGCUAUGUCAGGACGUUGGCCCCUAGCCCUGACAAUGUUGCUGAAAACUGCAGAGUCCUGAAUAAACACUGUCAGCACUUCUCAAGCACUGGGACUUUAGAAGCGCUGCGCGCUUACUACAGUGGAGCAAAUGUUCAGCCCUCUUCCUGAAGAAGAGAGAUGCCUUCUGCUGCUGGAGCCAAAGCAAUGUGGUGCAGUGUGCUGUGUUAGGAGGCUCAAUGUAGGCAGGUGUGUGAUAGUGCUCAUUGGGAGGGAUUGUUUGAGUUAAUCAAGUGUGGUAAAUCAACAACUCAUGGAGGAGAAACAAAGCCGGAAGAUCCCUGCAGCUGUUCAUCAUGUUCUGGUGGUUUAAAACAAACAAGCAUAAGAGGGAGACUCAUAAAUUCUUUUGGGGAAUGCUAAAUGCACAUCUGAGAAGAAAACUUGGCUUGUCUUUGAUAACAGCAUUAGGAAGCAUGCAGCAGAAACAAAAAAAAAAGUGCAGAUUUGUAAAUGGGCCCUGCUUGGCUGCGAGGGCGGGGUUGUCUAGAUGAGGUUUUUUAAGGCAGACUGGAACAUACCCAGCAAACCUCUUGUGACUAUGGAGUGCAGUGCUUUAAAAAGGCAAAGAAGUGACAUUUAACUUUUUUUUUUUUUCCCCCCAGCUUUUAAAAUAAUCUGGUUGCUGUAGACUGCAGUUGAAUUGCUGAGCUCAGAAAAAAAUUAUUCCUGUAAAAUGCAUUUCCCAGCUUUGACACAGAAACUGAAUAAUUCCUUCUCAAAGUCAUUGAAAAGGAGAUGAUUUGAAGCAACAGGGAAAGUCAAAAUGUCAAGUGCAACACUGAGAAUUUGUUUUCAUUUUUCAUUAUUUUUUUUCUAUUUCCAUGUAUAUUUCUAAAUGGAUUAGGGUAUAUUUUUUUAAGGUUCAUCUGGGAUUGGCAAAUGCAGUUUUUCACUGCAUUUUUUACUCAUUAAACAUUUGUUGAGCUUGGAGAACUUUUGGUGAGACUGCUGAGGCGUGCAGCUUAGGUUACUGAGAUCUUGUCAGGUUCUGCUCAAUUUUUAAAUAAUGCCAUUUUGCUCUGUUGCUUUGCAAAUUGUAGGCAUCUCAGGCAUCCAAAUGAACAUGCACAUUUUAGAGGCUGAGAGAAAAAGGUGGUCCUGUUAUUGAAUGAGUAAGGCUCCUGGACUUCCUUUGGAAUAGGAUAUUUGCUAAGCAGUACUGUAAUUUGCUUUUUUUGUUUGUUUGUUUUUUUGUUCCCCGUGAUGCUGUUGUAAAGGGUGGAGGUGUGUUCUCAGGAGAUAUCUCAGUGGUGUAUCUUCCUGGGUGGCACCACUGAGAGUCUGGCCAGAUAGCUUUGCAUGGUACCUGGUACCCCGCCUUUCUUUGCUGAAAUGUUUGCCUUUAGCAGAGAUCAGUGCUUGACCUCAGCAACUCGGGAGCUCCUGUUGCUAUAUGUAAGGAUACUCUGGUGGUUUCCAGCCCUCCUCUGGGGCCCACACUGUGUCAGCGUAGCAGCCUGCCACUUUCUGGGGGUGCUCAGUGCAGGCAGGAGUUACUGGCAGAGCACCACAAGCAUGUGUGUGUGUGUGUGUGCAAGCCAGCUUUUGCAUCAGUGAUGCAGGGAGGUCUCAUCCUUCCUUUUAAUUCUCCCUGCUGCAAUGUGCAGCUGUUGCUCAGGCAAAGCCUCUGCCUGCCUGUUGAGAGGAGUGAUGUGUGGAAGAAAGCAGAUUGGGGCCAGUGGGUCCUCACAUCCUCUCUCUCAAGAUGCAGACAGAGGUCCUGGAGGGACCCAUCCUGCUUUGAGGUACUGGUAGUUGUUCACUGUGCAGGGGCUGGACCAGCUCCUCUCUGGCUGAGGGAGGAGGCAGGAGAGGACUUCACUGGGUCUGCACCUGACAUCAGAGAGGCAAGGCAGAAGGACAAAAUUGCCUUCCCCUCUACCCACUCAGCAACCAGAGGAGGUGAGAUACUCUCCCAAAGACAAAACCACACUCUGCUUCAUGAGUCAGCAGGAUGCAGGGGUCUGGUUGAGAUGGUUUUUGUUUCGGAGCAUCUGCAAAAGAGGCUCUCUGGGCUGGCUGUGUGUUUGUGUGCGUCUUGCAGAUAGAUCACGCAUGGACCAGUGAACAUGACUACAGCUUUUAAAUCCAGUAUUUAUGUUGUGUCUUUAAUUGAUGUAGAGAGAUAAAUCAGCCAACAGAGUGAUUAAUGCGGUGGAGCUGGUGAGGAAUGCUGUUCAGCUGCAAAGUCGACUCAGACAGUUUUUCGUCCGUAGCCAGCCACUUGUAAAUGGGCUUGUAAUAGCUCAUCCUUUAAGUGCUUUCCCUCUGAUCCUGCCUGCUCCCAUGGCCUGGUCUGUCCAUGUCUGGGGGCUGCCCUGGAGAGUGGUGCUCAGUGCAGCCCUGCUUUGAGCAGGAGUUUGGACUAGCAGAUCUUUAGAGAACAGAAUUGUUAGAUGACUUUUCACAUCUCCAGUGCCUUCCAAUAACAAGGCUGGUUGUUAUCCUGGCUGGAAACAGCCAAUAUUUUUACUUUUCUCUUGUGAGGGCGUGAGGUUCUUGCUUGAUUAGAGCAGCCCCUUUAGUAAGGAGGAUGUGCCAGUGGAGAAAGUCAAAGGUGUCAGGGUUAUCACUGGGUUUCUGGAAACAUUGCAUGGCAAUGUUCUUCUUGAAAGUGGUGAAGGCUUUUCUCUGCAGAUGGUGUGCCACUUACUGUGUCUGCAUUCUCCAUCACUAAAUCAAUUUUGGCCUUAUCGUGGUUAGUCUGACAGCUCCUCUUCCUUUUCUGUUAAGCUGCUCCUGUCUGUCAUCUUAGCACCUUGGCUUCUUCUGUGUAACAGGUCUCUUUUCCUUCCAUGCUUGCAGAAAUCCAGAGAAUUUGACUGUCCCAUCUUGCAUUGAGAAAACUUUCUCUGAAGCAGUGCUACAUUGAACGGAUAACCCUGUGAACAGCUUUUUCAUCCUGCUUGUUGAUAGCCUGUGUUUCCAGCCAUAAUUAUAGCUGGGAGGUGUGAGAUGGAAUUUCAGACUACUGUGAUCAUCUAGCGUUAUGCUGCAGGGAUGCAAGGUCCCUCCUUCCCACACUCGGACCAGACACUUGUGACAUUCCUCAUCUCCUUUCUAUAAGUCACAUAGGCAACCCAUGCUGUGGGGAAACUUUGAAAUGCUGUUUUGCAAGGAAUUGGGUACUUUCCAAAUCAGGUCAUACGUUUUGCAGCCCUUUAGGGAGCUGUGUUAAAAAACAAACAAACAAACAAACAAACAAACCGUUUUCAAACAGUGUCCUUCAAGCACAAAGAGAUGCUAUCCAGGUUGUCAGAGACACUGUCUGCUUUUGCAGAGGCAAAGGCAGUAUACACACCUUAUCUCAAGCAAUCUCAGCUUGCUGCUUGUUUAAAUUUUCCCCAGUAUUGCUCUCUCCCCAGGCUCUGGGACGUAACAUCUGCUCUGAGAGAGCAGUUAUGAAGUCUGCACUUCUCCCCAGAGCACAACCAGAGCUCCCAAGUGUGUGUUCCCAGCAUCCAAUAUGUAGUCUGCCUAGAGAGGAAAACCGAAGCAGCUGUCUCAGAAACUUAUUUGAAAGAGCUGGUCUCCAUCUUGUGCUUUUUAGAGGAUAUUUUUAGUGCACAUAGAAGCAGUAUGCCUGGCUUCUCCUCACUCCCAGAGCUCUCCCAGCAACAUAGGUGUAGUAUAGUGAUCUGCUUCACCUGAAGCUUCACUGUGUGGGACCUGGACAUUUGCUCCAGCAAGAAGAGGCUUUGUCAGCCUCCAGAGAAAUGGUCUCAACUAAGCUGAGCACCAGUGCACAGGAUAACAAUAUUGUACAAAGAUAGUCAAAAAGCCAGUGCCACCCUCCAUGGCUGGUCACCUGCUGGGGACUGUGUGCUCAAGCAUUGCCCUCAGUGCUGGGGUUAAUUAGAAAUGUUGACUUCUUUUUCCAGCUGCACUGUGCUGCUUGAAGAACCGUCCCUAUCACCUGCUGCUUUUCUCCAUUGUGACAGCAGCACCCUCUUCCAGCAGCACCGAAGUCCAAUUGUCAGGAGCCUGGUUCAAAUAAGAGCAAGGAGGAUAGGUCCCAGAGAAAUGUGUCCAGGUGCCAUCUGGGAAUAUCUGCUCUCCAGCUGGCAACAUCCAGUUGAACAGUGAAAGGAGACAAGCUCAGCCCUGCCGGAGAGGAGGGCUUGUCCAUUUUGUUAGCUGCGUCAAGGCUGUAAUUUGAUUAUUUAUUAGAGCACUUCCCUUAGCAAAAGCAAAGCAACUGCUUUCCCAAAGGCCACACUAUUUACCUGUCUUUGCUCUGGUGGUCAGAAGGAGCAAAUUUAGGCCAGCCCAAAGCAUUCUCUGUCCUCCCCUUUGAACAAUGAACUACUCUGUAAAAAUUAUAAAUGUUUAAACAAUGAGGCAUCUCCGGUGGCAUCUGCUGUUUAAUCUGUGCCAGGAAUCAGCUGAGGUAUAGGCCAGAGGUAUAUCUGAACCAAGAAAAAGUACAUCACUUAGCAAUGCGAGGAUUAAAAGUACUACAAACUGCAAGGGCAUGAUUUUUCUUUGACAUAAUCCAUUGUAAUUAGUGGCCACUCUAUAUUAGUGGUCCUGUGUGUAACUCACCUAGAUGAGACCAGCACAAGAAGAUACUUUUUGUCCAAGCAGGCAAGGUUUCUGCUUCACCUUGGGCCAAAUGAAUAUCCUGGUGCAACCACAGAUCAGCUAGUCAAGUUGCCAUGGAGACUUGUUUGAUGUAAAAUCCUCUGACUUCCCUGAGGCUCUUGCUGGGAGAAGGAAGAUCAAGGACAUCCAGUCUGUGUCAUGGCACAGGACAAACUCUGUUGGUGAUAUAAGUCUUAAAUCACACACUUAUGAAAACCUCAUGCUCAGUGCUGUGAAAUUCUGAAUGACUGUAGGAUGAGAACAGGGCUGGGUUGUGUGGGGAUUUUUAGUUUGUGCAUAUUCGUGACAACUGGAGGCUGGGAUUAUAACUUUGCUAAAAGAACAGUUUUUUGGCAGUUUGAAAGCUUUUAAAUGACUAUUCUUUGUGUGAGGAACAAUCUGAGGCUUACAUUACUUGGUGAACAUGUUUAAGUGAUGCCUGUAGAUGUAUGUAUGUAUUUCAUAGGUACAGUAUGCCUUCUGUGGUCAGCACUCCAAAGCCUGCUGUUCUUUUCUGAGGCUUAUUUUGGUUAAAGCACAUCAGCAGCUGCAAACUUUGUUAGGAUGCUUGUUAUUUUAGUUGUUCUCAAAUUAGGUUAAACAGUUAUCAGAGCUUUUAUAGAUUUAGGGUAUCCCUUGAACUGCCUGGAUCUCCAUGUGUUGUCCACCAGGGGCUUGCUGUUGUCCUGCAUGUCAUAAGCAGAGGCAUAUAUUUGGAAGUUUAAGCAAGGAUUACUCAAUAGGAUUUUCUGCUAGCUUAACACUGGGCUAACUCUCCCCCUGUUGAUGUCAGAUGAUGCCUGCACUAGCAACAUCCAUGCUGACUUCUGAAAAAUCACACUGUGGAUCUAAUACACAGCUUCACUUCUGAUAAAGUUGACCUCCCUCUGUGAAAACUGAGCAAGGGGACAUCAUGUCCACAAGUGUCCAAGCAGGACAGGUGCCUGUGAUGUCUCCUGCAGUACAGUCGUAUGGCAGUAGUGAGGGUUUCUUUCUGUAACUGUACAGAUUUACAGAAGAAUGUCUAGCUCUUAGCAGGGAAGAGAGGAGCAGCAGGGCUGACAUAUCUCCUGGGCGCCUCGAAUGCCUCCCAGAGGUUUCCUUUGGGAGGUUUAAAGAACCUUUUGACAAGUUGCUGGUCUAAGUAAAAAUACCUAAGGAAACCCAAUGGGUUUUCCUAUUGUGCUUGAGUCAGGUCAACAUUAGCAUUGUCUGCAUUAUUCCUGGGAAAGGAGAGCAAAGUCUGAGGGUGGGAUUCUUACCUGGAAUCAUAAAAGUCUUAUCAUGGACUUACCUUGAAGCACUUGAGCAACCUCAGUGAGGCCAUGCCUUUGUACUUCACUGGACUGUGGCCAGAGUCAUUGUGUCUUGCAGGACUGAGACACAAGUGGACUGCAGCUCAAGAAGAAAUGAAGACGGACAUCCCCAUCACCUUGCUUGGGUGAUCUGUAAUCCUGCAAUCCUUUUUCAGGUGCUGAUCUCUCUUGGUUACCUGCAUCCCAUGGUGAUGCAGUGCAAAGAUGUGGGUAAGCACUAUCACACUUGGACUCACAGUCAGGAAGUGUCAUUGGCCUUCCACCUGAGUUGUUGCAGUGUUUUUUCCCCUUAGGCCAAGAAAGGGGACUGAAUUUUCAGUUUUUGUUGUGUGGUACCCACACAGGAAGAGUAACUCUUGGUAGUGGUAGAGCAGAAAAACAUUUUGCAUGUGUGUAUACCAUACCCUUUGCAUCUCUUGUGUGCAGACCUAACCUUACAGGGCCUGACAGCAGUCCUUGCAAGAACUUUCCUCUGGGUGGCCUCCUAUCCCCUUUGCCAAGUACAGAAACCUUAUUUCUGGUAAUGUUGAACUCAGUUUAUUCUCAUCACUGGAUCACUGGAGUGUUUUUCGUGCAACACACUAGAGACAGUCCCAGUCUCACUACUUCGUGGUAACUUCUUUGUCUGCUGUGAAGCAGCAUUGAGGUAAUCAUUACACCUUUUCCAGCAGCGUGAAACUUGCUGCUCUGACUCUUGGGGCAGUCGUCGUCUCAGGUUUGAGGCUGUCCUGCCACCAGGGCACCCCGUUUUGUCCCUGGGAACAUGCAUGGCCAGAAAAGCAUACUCUUCAGUGGUCAGAGUCAGAGCUGUGUAGAUAUAAGUUGAACCCUGGUUCAUGGGAGAUGUUUCCAUGUGCUGCUGAGGUCCAUAAGGACUCAGACGUAUACUUGCUUACACAGAGAUGCUUUCCUGAAGCAGAAUUUGUCACUCUUUUCUACAGGUACCAGAGGAUGCCCUCCCUUAUUCUGCCUCAUAUAACUGGUACUAGAAUGAUCAUUUCCUGACAAAUGAAGGCACUUAAUCAGUCCUCUUCCACUUGGGAGAGGGACUUUUGGGGAUAUUGUUAUAUCAUUUGAAAUAAUAUUUUGGAAUUUAAGUUUACAUUGCUUUAUUUUUCACUUGAGGUGACUGUAUAUAAAUAUUUUCCUCUAUUUUAUCAUUGCUGAUAAAGUAAGCCUAUGGUAUACAGACAAAUAAUUUGCCUUUGAUGUAUUGAAACUGUGAGAUAUAAAGUAGACUUCUCUCUCGUGUCCAUGUUCCUGACUAUAACUCUGUUCUUCUGUGUUUUUAUAAGUUGGAAUAAAUGUUGCUUACGGGCAACGGAGAGCCUGCAAGCUUCCCAAGAAUUUUUAUGUAACUGAAAUCAAGCAGCCCUAGUGAAGGAUCUCACAUAUGUAUAAUGAUAUAUGUAUAUGUACAAACUUUAGAAAGAAAUAAACCAAAUCUAUUUCAUCUUC
This is a messenger RNA of Columba livia (rock pigeon), 12983 nucleotides long. RefSeq names its product pleckstrin and Sec7 domain containing 3 (gene PSD3). Bases 183 to 3194 code for a protein of 1003 amino acids. The record is from RefSeq and is a predicted model, not a curated record. Gene Ontology annotation, cellular component: ruffle membrane. Gene Ontology annotation, molecular function: protein binding; guanyl-nucleotide exchange factor activity; phospholipid binding. Gene Ontology annotation, biological process: regulation of ARF protein signal transduction. The transcript is spliced from 17 exons. Lineage: Eukaryota; Metazoa; Chordata; Aves; Columbiformes; Columbidae.